Molecule: messenger RNA, 1680 nt
Organism: Galeopterus variegatus (Sunda flying lemur)
Lineage: Eukaryota; Metazoa; Chordata; Mammalia; Dermoptera; Cynocephalidae
Gene: PLBD1
Product: phospholipase B domain containing 1
Exons: 10
Coding region: 28-1548 (506 amino acids)
Biological process (GO): phospholipid catabolic process
Cellular component (GO): extracellular region
Molecular function (GO): glycerophospholipase activity
Source: RefSeq, a predicted model, not a curated record
GGAGUCUCCUAUGCAACUGCAUACUGGAUGGAUGCUGAAAAGACUGUCCAAGUCAAAAACAUAAUGGACAGGAAUGGGGAUGCCUACGGCUUUUACAAUAACUCUGUGCAGUCCACAGGCUGGAGCAUCCUGGAGAUCAGAGCUGGGUAUGGUGCUCGGGCCUUAUCCAAUGAGAUCACCAUGUUUGUGGCCGGCUUUUUGGAGGGCUACCUCACUGCCCUACACAUGUAUGACCACUUCACAAACCUCUACCCACAGCUGAUCAAGAAACCUUCCAUUGUGGAUAAAGUGCAGGAUUUUAUAGAGAAACAAGAUCAGUGGACCCGGAAAAACAUCAAACAAUACAAGGAUGACCCAUUUUGGAGACAUACAGGCUAUGUGGUGGCACAAAUGGAUGGCCUAUACGUAGGAGCAGUGAAAAGGGCUAAAUUAGAAGGGACAAAGCCCAUGACCAUGUUCCACAUUCAGUUCCUGAAUGCCAUUGGAGAUCUGUUGGAUGUGAUUCCCUCACUGUCUCCCACAAAAAACAUCAGCCUGAGUGCUUUUAGGAGAUGGGAGAUGGGACAUUGUUCUGCUCUUAUUAAGGUUCUUCCUGGAUUUGAGAACAUCUUUUUUGCUCACUCAAGCUGGUACACGUACGCAGCCAUGCUCAGGAUAUAUAAACACUGGGACUUCAACAUCAAAGACAAAGACACCAGCAGUAGUCGCCUCUCUUUCAGCAGUUACCCAGGGUUUUUGGAGUCUCUGGAUGACUUUUACAUUCUUAGCAGUGGUUUGGUAUUGCUGCAGACCACAAACAGUGUGUAUAAUAAAACGCUACUAAAGGAGGUGAUACCCGAGACUCUCCUGGCCUGGCAAAGAGUCCGUGUAGCCAAUAUGAUGGCAAAUGGUGGCAAGAAUUGGGCAGAGAUCUUUUCAAAAUACAAUUCUGGCACCUAUAACAAUCAAUACAUGGUCCUGGACCUGAAGAAGGUAAAGCUGCGCUACGGGCUUGACAAAGGCACUCUGUACAUUGUGGAACAAAUUCCUACAUAUGUAGCAUAUUCUGAACAAACUGAUGUUCUACGAAAAGGGUAUUGGCCCUCCUACAACAUCCCUUUCCAUAAAAAAAUCUACAACUGGAGUGGUUAUCCGCUGUUAGUCCAGAAGCUGGGUUUGGAUUACUCUUACGAUUUAGCUCCACGGGCCAAAAUCUUCCGACGUGACCAAGGGAAAGUGACGGAUAUGGCAUCCAUGAAAUAUAUCAUGCGAUACAACAAUUAUAAGAAGGAUCCUUACAGUAAGGGUGAUCCCUGCAAUACCAUCUGCUGCCGUGAGGACCUGAACUCACUUAACCCAAGUCCCGGAGGUUGCUAUGACACAAAGGUGGCAGAUAUCUACCUAGCAUCUCAGUACACGGCCUAUGCCAUUAGUGGUCCCACAGUACAAGGUGGCCUCCCUGUUUUCAGCUGGAACCGCUUCAACAAAACGCUCCAUCAGGGCAUGCCCGAGGUCUACAACUUCGAUUUUGUUACCAUGAAACCAGUUCUGAAACUUGACAUAAAAUGACAUAAAAUGAAGGAGGGAGAUGGGGGAAAAGAAGGAAAUAGAAGGCUCCAAAUAAGAUACCAAAGGCUCUGUUUUGGCUAUGUUUUUCCCAUCAGAAUUACUCGUAAUAAAACAUAUUAUUUGUCACUUUCA